AUGAACUCAGAAGACCUGCUAGAGAACCAAAGCCAGGAUGAAGAAGAAAAUAACUUGGAACCACAUCAGAAUAGCAGCAGGGGGAACUCUGAGCAGAACCAGUCUCAGAACAGCAGUAGAGGGGUCAAUAGGCAGAACCAGGCUCAAACUAAUGGGCCUCCAGCAAAAAAUAUUCAGCAGGAUAGCUGGGCCGACCACCUGAAUCAGUCAGAAGCCCAGGGAACAUCUGUAGCUCUGGAGCAAGCUGUGGGCCAACUGGAAAUUGAAAACCAGCAAAGAAUGACAGGGCCGGAAGGGACUCAGGAACCGCAGGGUAUCAGCAAUCAUUUGCAGAUUACAAAUACUGAGAUAAACUUCCUGAAUAACUUUAAUCAGACCAAUCAGACUCAUAUACCUGAUGAGAAUCAAAUCUUGGAAGCAAUGGUAGCUGAUAAUUUCCACCAGGAACCAUCAAUCCAGAUUGGGUUGACCUUAACCAGAGUGGAGGACAAUCAGAUGGCAUGGUCUCAGGCAACCAACGCAGAAGCAGUCAGGCUAAGCACUAAGUUCUUUUCCUCAGAUUACCUGGGGAAAGGACAUGAGGCAAGUCAGGAUUACGCAAAGGAAGCCCCCCCAAAGAAAAUAUACAACAAAAGGACUGCAGCAAUUGUGGAGACAGAGUUGUAUGACUACAAGAUGGUUGAGAACCGUUCUGUAGUGGAACAAGCUCAUGAGAUUCAGGCACUGGCUAAGGAACUUAAACUUUUCCCUUGUCCCCUGCCUGACAAGUUUGUGGCUGGCGGUAUUAUCGCUAAGUUACCACCUUCUUGGAAGGAAUUUGCUACUUCUCUCAAACACAAGAGGCAAGAUUUCAAUGUUGAUGAACUCAUUGGCACUCUUGAUGUUGAGGAAAGGGCGAGAGCAAAAGAUAAUGGGAAAGGUGUUGAGCCUUCUACUGCCAAUGUGGUGCAGAAGAAAUUCCACAAGUUUAACAAGAAGAAAAACCAGAAAAAGAAAGAGAACAACCAUAAGCCCAAUCAGUCCACUCAAUUCAAGAAAACUACCAACAAUAACAAGAAGAAGAGAGGCUGCUUUGUUUGUGGUAGUGAGGAACACUAG
Messenger RNA from Sorghum bicolor (sorghum), 1098 nucleotides. RefSeq lists its product as uncharacterized. The coding region runs from base 1 to 1098 and encodes 365 amino acids. The transcript is spliced from 3 exons. NCBI's taxonomy places the organism in Eukaryota, Viridiplantae, Streptophyta, Magnoliopsida, Poales, Poaceae. The record is from RefSeq and is a predicted model, not a curated record.